Thalassophryne amazonica is the source of this 2012-nucleotide messenger RNA. RefSeq lists its product as uncharacterized. The coding region runs from base 101 to 1258 and encodes 385 amino acids. The transcript is spliced from 12 exons. NCBI's taxonomy places the organism in Eukaryota, Metazoa, Chordata, Actinopteri, Batrachoidiformes, Batrachoididae. Gene Ontology annotation, biological process: DNA integration. The record is from RefSeq and is a predicted model, not a curated record. Gene Ontology annotation, molecular function: nucleic acid binding.
UGAUCAAUUUCUUAUUUUAACUUCAUGCUACUGGUGGUCUAUACCACCACAGGCACAAAAUUGACUUGUUUAGUGAUUAAUUCACCAAACGUGUACACCAAUGGGCAGGUAUAAAUGUAGCGCCGCCAGGUGCAACAGUUCCAGUGAACCUGGUGUGACGUUUUUUAAGUUUCCACUUUAUAAUGAGCGAAAACUCAAGAAGUGGCUGAUGAACAUGAAGUGCACAGAAUCCGAGGACUGGUCUCCAUCUCGUUUCUCUGUUCUGUGUAUCAAACACUUUGAGGAGCGGUAUAUUUUAAAAACUGGCAAAUCUAUAAGGCUUCACCAGGAUGCAGUUCCCACCAUAUUUGCAAGUCCAGAUAAACAACAGAACAAAAAGAAUUCAGUCAGCCUGAGAGAAACAAAACCCCAUAAGGGUCAUGUUGCUGAUGCUGCUGAGAUGAAUCCAGCUCAGGUUCCAACAACAGAAGCUGCUGUGACCUUCACGAACACAGAAAACGUCAUUGUCUCCAAAGCAGAGCGGAGCCACACAGAAAACGAAAAAGAUGAAGAGCCUACUGGAGAUCCCCAACACUGGAAAAUUAUUAUAGAUGAAGACCUGCGGACCGACUCGCUUCCACAUUUCUUCCAUGGUGAUUACUGCGUGCCACAAAGUAUUCAGUGGGUUCCUGACUAUGCUUCCAGUUGGAAUGACAGCAAAAACCUGAUUGAGGUGAAAGAGCCGUGGGAGUGGCUUGGUCUGGAUGUCAGGGGACCUCUGCCUGAAACGGUGAACGGGCACAGAUACAUUCUGAGCGUGACAGACUAUUAUUCUAAGUGGGUGGAAGCCAUGCCCAUGCAGCUCUGUCUCGCCUCACAUGUGGCAAAGCUACUCGUGGACGUAAUUGUGCACUUUGGAUUCCCGCUCAGAAUCCUCUCCAGACUGCCUUUGGACAUCGUCCACAAAAUCAAUGAAGAACUGAAUGACCAGCUGAACAUUGCCUUUCCUCUCGUCGUCCAUCAUCAGAGGACGGGCACCGCGGAUGUGUUCAUGCCACAUUCAAUUGACAGGAUGGUCAAUGAGUUAAUUUACCAGCACACGGCUGACUGGGACGUCUACCUGCCCGCCAAAGUUUUUAGUCUGUGCUUCCAGGAGCAUUCAAAGACGAAGGAGCGACCUUUCUCCAUGCUUUACUGUCGGGGAGUUAAACCUGUCCAUUUCCCCAGAAAAACAUACGAUAACUCCAAGAUCCAGGAGAGCAUAUUCAUCAUUAGAUAGACAGAUGGGAUUUAUUUGAUGAAUGGCUCAGGAGCAAAUCCCGCCUGAUGUGCAUUUUCACAAACAGAACAGGGGGGAACCCUGUGUUAUUUAAGCGCUCCAUUUGUAGGAGUUGAUUAUCAGGAAAACCACCGCAGUGAGAGUGGAACGUCUGGUCAUCAGGCUGAGGACUGUGUGAUCGGACUGAUAAUGGAGAUGAAACUGUAAAAACCCUUGCAUAUUUUCACAUCUCAGAUUGAUGAUGCAUGACCCCCCACCCCCCAUUGAGUCAGUACAAAACCGUUUUCAUAAUGACAACAGUAUUCUGUUUUCUGCUAGUAUGUACCUGCUUACUUGGGUACAUUUCUGUGAAGUGUUAGGACACUGCAUGUUUCUGCACCGUUAUCUCCAUGUUGACAGCAUAGUAGCUGCAGCGCCAAGCCCCUCCCUUUUUAACAGACCACUGUCUAUCACUAAUGUGAUCUCAGAAUUAAUACUGAAAGUCUUGAAGGUGUAUUAUUGAAAAUCCAGAAUCCAGUUGUUUGUGUUAUUUCCCAUUUGUGAUAAUUUGUUUAUCAGUUUAUUUAAAUGCAUUUUAGGCAUUUAAUAGGCGUCUGUAAGCAGCGCUAUCUAAUGUUCUUAUGGGCAGUACUGAAUGAACAAUCUUACCAGGGUUCUAGCCACGGUGGCUGGGGCCAGCCGGCGCCGCCUGUUACUGCAAAUUUCCGCCUGGCUCUCGGAUUCAAAUUGGCUGUGCCGCCCAGCACGGAUUUUC